Messenger RNA from Prorocentrum cordatum, 4059 nucleotides. Lineage: Eukaryota; Dinophyceae; Prorocentrales; Prorocentraceae. The record is from the annotation of a GenBank genome assembly.
AUGCUGUGGAAAGGCCAUGAGCUGUUGCUGCUGCUGCUGCUGCUCUUCCUGUCAGCGGCGGACGCGCAGUGGGAUCCCUUUGGCAGGCUGUCGACAGCGGGGCCGAUCCCGACCCCUAAAGAGGACACGAUUGCCUACUACCCGCCGCUGUCGGGGAACCUCCGCCUGGGAAUCGCGGCGAAGCUGACGCUGCGCGACGGGUGCGGCGCAGCCCGCGUGGUGGCGGCCACCCGCGCGAUCUACGACGUGAACACGCGCAACUCCACGUUCUGCCCAGCCAUUGCCAACCUUGGCCCUGCCGACCUGUUCAAUGUCUCAACGGAUGUCAUGGACCACGGUGGCAACAACGAGCGCGCAAUCUUGGCAGGGUUCUAUUUCAACAACAUGGUUGAGAAGUCUGGCUUCGGCCUCUACGGAGAGCCCGUGCACGGCAUCGUUGGUUUCACUACGUCGGGCUCGUCGGCGGCAGGCGCCACUGCCAUGCAGUCGUUGGGGUUGCCUAUGGUUUGCUAUUCCACCACCAGCCCACUGCUCUCGCUGAGGAACGGCCUUGCGCUUAAGUACCCAAAUUUCUUCCGCGUCUGCCCAGGCGACCAGAACCGAGUAAGGGCUGCUGCGCGCGCCAUGAGGCACAUGGGAUACACCCGCGUGGUGUCAUUUUAUUUCAGCGAAGACUACACGCGCAGCAUGUGCAGCUCCUUCGCGAGCACGGCUACUUCUCUGGGUAUGACUGUCGUCUCCAAGGAGGUGCCCACGACGGACGGUAACAGUGGCAACCAGCCAGAUGAGAAUGCCAUUCAGCGCAUCCAGGAGGCGUUCACGGAAAUCCACGAGGACCCUUCUAUGCCCCGAGUCAUCAUGUUGUGCGCUUUCCAGUCAGAGUUGCCGGAGGUGCUGAGGCAGGCUGAGAGCAUGGGCUUGCGAAAGAAGGAGCACAAUUACGUCUGGUUCCACCCGGACGACGGUAAUUUUAACGACCCACGUGAAGCAUUGGGCACUUUCUCGGUCAGUUGGAUGCCCGAUUCCGACCGUACGCCGCUCUUCGAGGAGGCUUGGGACAGCGGCGAAAUUCGAGCUGGCGGUUUCGAGUACAAGCUUGGCGAAAACAUUUGCGGGUCAUCGAUGAACGAGUCGUGUUGGGAUAUGCCGAAGGGUUCCACUUGGGGCGAGGACUACGGCGAUUAUUUCAGGUACGUCGAGAACACAUCCGUCACAGCGCAGAACAAUUUCGCAAAGUGCAAGACGUACACGCAGUUUGGUUACGACAGCAUUGUGAUGUUCAGUGUUGCCAUGCAUAAGGGCAUCACUACAGGCCGGUUCACCAGAGACACGGUGACGAGUUCGUUGUUGGAAGAGAUGCUGCAAGAGCUGGUUGGCGAUACCAGCUACGGUGAAUGCCUGGCAGGUGGCCUCCUGACAUUCAACGAGGAUCAAGAGCGUAACCUGCCUUACAUGGUGAGCAACUUUUACCUUGACAGCGCUGACAACACAGUGAAGAAGGCCGACGUCAUCCUGGUGCCGGACCAGAUGUCAGGUGCGUUGGUGUACCAGGCUACUUCGGACCUGGCUGCGUGCUCCGUGGACUACCCUGGCGAGAAGUGCUUCAAGCCGAACGGCGAGGGCCCGCUCGACGGUGGCUUCCCUCUCGGCAGGGCGGAGACCUGCCUCGACGGCACGUACUGGCACAGGGGCGAGUGCGUGCCGGCGGACCUCGGCUACUACGUCCCCGAAGUGGCAGCGGGUCAGUCGGUGCCCUACAUGGCGCAGACCGCUUGCCCCGUGGGCUCGUACACGAACGCGUCAGGUCAGACCGCGUGUAGGUUCUCCAGUCCGGGUUAUUUUGUGAACGAGAAUUCCACGAACGAGGUGCAGUGUGCAGAAGGUACGUUCGCCGACGAGAAAGGCGCCGCAGUUUGCACCAAGUGUGUCGCUGGCGAUUUCCAGGAAAAGCGAGGCCAGACGAGCUGUGACCGUUGCGAAGUGGGCAGGUAUCAGGAUGAGAAGGGUCAGUCCAGCUGCAUAUCUUGCUCAGACGGCCGCACAACUCUGUACACGGGGUCCUCGAGCGCGUCCGAUUGCAUCUGCCAGGUGGGCACCGAGUACUUGGACGAUACCACGGACACAUGCAAGCCGUGCCCCAUCGGCAUCAAUUGUCCGGCAGGUGCGUCGUUGGCAUUCGAAAUAGGGACAGACGUCAGCAAUGGUGGUUACACCGCUUUGUCCGUCAAACUUGGCUACUACAUACCAGUUUCUGCUGUGAGUGCCAGCGAUUCUGCGGGGCGUGAAGAUGCCAUCAUCAAUGAGGUUUACGCGUGCGAUGCUCUUGGGGAGGCUGUGCUGUCACAGUCUGGUUACAACACGCCAUGCCCUGGUGGUCCGCCGGGCUCAUGCGCGCUGAACCGCGACGCGGGUUCGCUUGCUUGCGGGCGCUGCAUGGAUGACCACUUCCGCGGUUCCGACGGGAUUUGUCAGAAGUGUGGAGGCGGCGAGGCCGUUGGCUUGAUUUUACUGAUCGUCCUCGGACUGACACUGCCUGUCGGAUCCUACUUCUUCAUCAACGAGGGAGUUACUGCGAAGCUUGGAGAGCUGACAGUUGCCAUCCUGAGUUUCGGGACUUUUGUCACAAGCGUGCAGCUGGCAAUGGUCAUCACCAAGAUCUCGAUAUCAUGGCCUACAGGCAACCGGGACAUAUUCCGCACUUUCGCAAUUUUCGCCUUCGAUUUGGACUCCGUGCGCGCCGAGUGUCUGUUCGGCUCAGGCGCUACAACAGGCUACGUGCUCACACUGCUCAUCCCGAUCCUGUUAGGCGCGGUGCUCUUCGGCGCGUCGUUCUUCUCCCGCGUGGUCUUUACCGUGAGCCAACGGUUGCACAUGAAGGGGCCUGAGACAUGGAACACUUAUUUCACAGUCUACCAGGCGGUCUUCAUUGCAGUAUUCAUAACAGUUGUGCGCCCGUUCCGUUGUUAUUCUCACCCAAAUGGCAAGUAUUCCAUGGUGGACUACCCUGAUAUCAUCUGCUGGGACAGUGACUCUGACCACACGUUGAUGAUCGUCUUUGCCAUAAUUGCCAUCUUCGGGGAGGUUGUUGCGUUCCUGGCUUACUACAUGUGGUGCAUCAUGACGUUGCCCAAAACCAGCGUGACGAACCCAAACGUCCUGCGCAGCCUCAAGUUCGUCGUGUAUCGUUUCCGGGACGGUGCCUGGUACUGGGGUAUCAUCUUCCUCGUCAGGAACACAUUCACUGGUAUCUCAGUGAUCAUCGACCCGUCUCGCCCGUAUGCACAGAUGAUAGUGAUGGCCAGCGUGCUGACGGGGUAUUUCCUCUUGAGCGUGCUCAUUCUGCCCUGGAGGGGCAAUGCUCUGAACCUCUCAGACGCGAUCACCUGCGCGAGCCUCGUCAUGCUGGUGGCGGCCGCGGGGCCGGCCGUGGGAGAGAUGUCUGCAGCAGUUGAGACCCAGGUGUCCACUGGCACGAUGUUCUUCUGGCUACUUGGCCUCGGAUCAAAUGUGUUGAUUUUCAUAUACCUCGUCUAUGUCUUCUUGAGAGAUCUGUUCGGUUCGAAGGACAUGCAGCAGGCAAAACAAGAAUCGGAUCUGAAGAAAGCUCGUGACAUGGGGAAGCGGCUGCUGCGGAUGUGCCAGGGUCUGUGCAACAGGAGCGAAGAGGAGAUUGGGAAACAAUUGGUGGAUCUCGGGGACUUCGACUUGAUGCGGCUCAAGCGAGGCGUUCGCUUUAUCGAGGUGGAGCUGCUGCAGGACGAUGACGAGAUCGUGAACACCAUGUCUUGGGGCAGUAUCUUCGAGGCCCGCAUCAAAACUUCGACUCAGCGCCCCUCCACCCAGAAAGGUCUUCAUCCCAGCGAGCCAGACAGCGUCCAUCUCGGCGAGUUGGCAAACGAUGAUCCCAACGGCGAACCUUGCGGCGAAGCGGCACCAGAAGUGGCGGGCGCAGGGGCAACCGACCCCGCCGCCGGCUCGACGGCACAAGAAGUGGCGGGCGCAGGGGCGACCGACCCCGCCGCCGGCUCGACGUCGGAGACCCCGGGAGUCGCAGUCUGA